Molecule: messenger RNA, 336 nt
Organism: Hymenoscyphus albidus
Lineage: Eukaryota; Fungi; Ascomycota; Leotiomycetes; Helotiales; Helotiaceae
Source: the annotation of a GenBank genome assembly
AUGCACCUCACCACCCUCCUCCCUCUCCUCCUCGCCGCCGCAGCUGCCGUCAUCGCACUCCCUCAACCACCUAACAACAACAAUCCCCUCCUUCUCUCAACCGCCAAUGGGGGAAGACCCGUUCCGGAAGGCGCAUGCUGUGUCGAGGGGACGGAUAACAGCAAUAUCAAGAAUGAUCGAUGUAUCAAGGCAAACGGGCAGGUGGGGAGAUGUGGGAUUACUGCUACGGCUGCUUGUAAGUCAAAUUCCAAAGAGAAGAGUGAUGUGAUAUCGUGGAAAGCGAAGUACUAAUGUGGGUGGGUUGUAGGCGGGACUAUGAAGUUGGUUUGUGGGUAG